Fibroporia radiculosa is the source of this 2868-nucleotide messenger RNA. RefSeq lists its product as uncharacterized. Gene Ontology annotation, cellular component: nucleus. Bases 1 to 2868 code for a protein of 955 amino acids. The record is from RefSeq and is a predicted model, not a curated record. Gene Ontology annotation, biological process: regulation of transcription by RNA polymerase II. Gene Ontology annotation, molecular function: RNA polymerase II cis-regulatory region sequence-specific DNA binding; DNA-binding transcription activator activity, RNA polymerase II-specific. NCBI's taxonomy places the organism in Eukaryota, Fungi, Basidiomycota, Agaricomycetes, Polyporales, Fibroporiaceae. The transcript has 6 exons.
AUGUCCCUCGACUUCACCCCCGCAGGCACCCCCCAGAGCCUCUACCCCCCGCCCGACCUGGAUCAUCCCUUCAGCUCCCUUCAGUCCUCCGCCGACCUCGCCUCUGCCUCCCACUCCGCCCCCCAUCCCAACGGCCACCUCCACAUGAACCCCCACCCCCUCGAUCGUGUCGAUGGCCUCGACGUCGCCGACCCGGCCAGCUACGACAUCUUCUCUACCGGCCAGCGCUUCCGCACCAACACCUCCUCCAUCAAUCCCGCCUACAACCUCGGCGCAGAUUCCAUGUACUCCCACAAUGGCUUCUCCGACGCUCUCCCCCCCUUCCCAAACUCAAACUCCGGACCUUACGAUCUCAUGGGGGGUCUGCCGUCAUCAUACAGCAGCGGUAAGCCCUCCCCAUUGACACCCAGCGACGGCAUGGGCAACUUUUCCCAUCCUCCCGGCUUCUCCUUCUCCAACGGACAGCCCAAAGACUUCUCCCACAACCCCUUCCAAGACGGCCGCCCAAACAAUGUCGGCUCAGGUGGCUAUCAGUCCGAGUUUGGUGACGAUUUCGGCAGCAUGGGUGUCAAUCCUGGCAUGGCUCUGGGCGGAUUUUCCUCUUCUCAGCUUCCUCAAUUUCAGGGGCGCAUGCAAUCAGAUUCGCGCUUCUCUGCCCCCCUCAUGUCUCCUCUCUCCGUCCCUCACAUGCACCAGAAUCCUGGACAAGAUCUCCUUCGAGGUGUCAACCCCCACUCUACACACGCCUUCAGGUCCGAGGCGGGAGCGCAGUCAUACGAUGACAUGCAAUAUCUACAGUCUAACCCUCAAGUCGAUUUCCCUCUCCGCAUGCCAGGCAUCGACUUGUCGCGCAUGCGACUCCAGCAGUCUCCCGCUGCGGCGACUGACUUGCAGACCUUCAUACGCCCAUACCUGGACCAAUACGUCCGCUCCCCAAAUCGCUUAGCAUUUGGCGAGCGCACCGUCAUCGUCAUGUCAAGCAAGGUUGCUCAGAAAUCCUAUGGCACUGAGAAACGCUUUCUUUGUCCUCCUCCAACAGCAAUCAUGAUUGGGAACUCCUGGUGGUCAGAUGUCAUGCGGCGAGGUGAAGAACCUAAGUUAUGUCCCCCGCGAGUGGUUAUCUCCAUCUCGGGCGAGCCAGCGCCUCAGGAGGGUACUAUCGAGUGGACGGGCGCGACUGGAAAAGCCUUUGAUGUUUCAGAUCCGCCAACUGGCACGACCUAUCUAGGCCGGUGUGUAGGCAAACAGCUUUUCAUCUCCGACGUGGACGAAAAGAAGAAAAAGGUCGAGGCACUGGUCAAGAUCAUGGCCCCGUCUGCUGAAGACGAACCUGAGCGGGUUAUCGGAACCUUUCCUAGCCGUCCCAUCAAGGUCAUCAGCAAGCCGAGCAAGAAGAGGCAGAGCGCCAAAAAUCUCGAGCUCUGCAUCAAUCAUGGGUCAACAAUCUCCUUAUUCCACCGCCUUCGGUCACAAACUGUCUCGACAAAAUAUCUCUGCGUGUCCGGGUCCGGGUCAUCGUUCAAGGGUUCCGAUGGUGCUCCGUUAAUGGGUCUAGAUCAGCGUGUCCGAACACAGACACCGUCCUUCAUUGCGAGGACCGCUAGCUGGGAUCCGUUCCUCAUGUACAUCGUUGAUGUCAACAAGCCGGCUGGCGGAGUUGACUCUCCACCACCUCCCCCCUUGCAACCUGACUAUCCUUCUCCCCCUCCCAACGCCAUACCCUUCACAAACAACGGGUCGCAAAUCCCCAUCUACUACAAUCAAACUGUCGUCCUGCAAUGCCUGGUUUCUGGCGUCGUCAGCCCGGUAUUGAUUAUACGAAAAGUCGACCACCAGACGAUUGUUGUUGGUGGGGGUCUGCAAGAAGGAGCAAAAGGUAUCGCUGACCACUACUGCGCUCCUGGAGAAGUGUGUGGCGACCCGGUAUCACAGUUGCACAAAAUUGCUUUCGAGGUAUACGAUCCCAACCGCGGCGCACCCGACCCUGGGUCCCCCGGCGUUAGCGGAGCUUUCCUUUCGUGCAUGGGCGAGAAAGUUAAUACCUACCGCCCUGUUGAUGGCCGCGUCUGGAAUGCUGCGCCCGGCUCCGCAUCGCGAGAGAGCGACUCGCCGACCGCUCCCGGCUCCCCGAAUGAGGCCAAUACACCAACGUCGGCUUCUGGCUCCGCGGACUACUUCGGUUCGACACCAGGGAGCAUGAGCAGUGUCCCAACGUCCCCAGAUGUGACGGACUUCCCGUCGAACGAUGGUGGUCGCGUCAAGAAGGGCAAGCGUGGGUCCUCCAGCACUGGGGGCAUCUCGAAGCCAAGCUCGCAAAAGGGCAGGCGUCGGCCGACUUCUGCUGGUUCAGCAGGCUCAAGCCGUCGUGGGUCAAACGGUGAGGCCGCUGUGUCGUCCGGGGCGCUAUGGCAGGUCGACAUUGGGGAGACGAGUGUGUGGACGAUCGUCGGGACCGACCAAAUCAGGUACAACUUCUACGUGCCUCCUGUGCUGUUCGACAACCAGAACGCGUCGCAGACUGGAUCAUUCCCCAUCCCCACGAAGCCAGUGACGCCCUUCCCUGGUGUGGUGAAGUAUCUCCCUCCGGAUCGCGCUGCUGAGGCCCCGAAACACCACACGUCUGCGCGAGCCGCGCUCGCGAAGCCCAAUCCGCACAUCUCGAAGAUGUUAACCGUUUACGGUGAGAAUUUCUCGAAGACGGAUCCGGUCACCGUGUUCUUUGGGUCAGAGCCGUCGCCAUAUGUGGAAGUGCGGUGCGGAGAGGUGCUUGGUUGUUUGCCGCCUGAGUCGCAGAACAGCAAGAGAAGGCCAAUAAUUCUGGUCCGGUAUGAUGGCGUCGUGUUCCCUUCAAGCGUAUGUUAUCCGUGA